Molecule: messenger RNA, 5462 nt
Organism: Clarias gariepinus (North African catfish)
Lineage: Eukaryota; Metazoa; Chordata; Actinopteri; Siluriformes; Clariidae
Gene: adcy5
Product: adenylate cyclase 5
Exons: 21
Coding region: 1174-4860 (1228 amino acids)
Biological process (GO): adenylate cyclase-inhibiting G protein-coupled receptor signaling pathway; intracellular signal transduction; adenylate cyclase-activating G protein-coupled receptor signaling pathway
Cellular component (GO): plasma membrane
Molecular function (GO): adenylate cyclase activity
Source: RefSeq, a predicted model, not a curated record
GUAUGACACGCGCGCUGGCCAAUAGCAAAGCCAGAUGCGACGUUAGUCAAGCACGCGCCCGAUCUGAUUGGCUGAAAGGCAGCUCUUGAAAAUCAGACUUGGUUGAAUGGCAAUACAAAGCAGCCACAGAGGGUGAUGCAUAAUCAAUAGUGUGUGCGCGCGCGCUUGUGUAUUCGUGUAGACGGAAAACCUGCAUGGCUCGCGCAGGGAGCGCUCUCAGCAGCUGCGUCCUCAAUGCCGGACUCAUUCUGCGUCGGUUCCUUGUGAGCACUGGUGGUUUUGAGCAUGCGAGGGGUGUGUGUGUGAAAGGCGUCCAGCUCGAAUGAUUGCGAUCGGACAGCUGUGAGCUCACGACACGGCAAGGAUCUUAUUAUGUUGGACUGCAUACGUGAGCGUAGGUGCGUCAAAGCAACACGUUUUUCUGUUUAAGCAGGGAUCGUGAUGCGUUCGGAUACGAGGGGAAAUCAUCAUCAUCAUCAUCCUCCUCGUCCUCAUCAUCCUCACCAUCAUGUAACCAUCUAGUGGGCAAGCAGCGCUCGCGCAGGUGAACAGCUCUCUCGGGAUCUCUAGACCAAUGGAUCAGCGCGGACUGUACGAUGGAGUGCUUUUCUGUCCUCUUCGGUCCCAGCUGCUCUCUCUGAUCGGACAGGCUGCUUUAUUUGUUCCACAUGUCAAAUGAAGGCAUCUGGGAGACGGCGGAAAUAUGCUCAUUUAUUCCCGAUUUGGCGUAAAAAAAAUCCCUGCACAAUUGCAUCUUCACAGUAAAUACUCCCAGCUAAUGUGAAAACCGAGGAAUGCCAGCCACAUACACCACAUGCAGAGCUAAUUCCCAGUGCUGUAGGCUUUAUUUCCCAUGAUGCUUCUGGUUGCGCAGGGACCUGUGCCUAAUGAAUAUAUUGCAUGUUUAAUUAGUUUCUGUUUUCUGAAUUAGGCUUGUUUGCAAUUUUAUGUGUUUGUGGUUUUUUUUUUACGUUUUUGUGCAAAAUUUUGUGCGCUUCUGUGUAAGAGGAUCUUAGAAAAACAGACUUUCCUAGGCAGCAUUGCUUACGUAAAAAAAUGUUUGUUUUAUUCAGCUGGAUAUGAAACAGUCUGAGAUGUAGAUGUGUUGUACAUGAUUGCUUUUUAAAUUCGAUGUGAACAUCCUGAGAUGCCGACCGAAACGCGGCCUCUUUUAUGAACAUCCUUGAUCCAGAACAGAUUGCAGUGGCUUGUUCUGUAGAGGUCUGGCGGCUGAGCGCUUCAACCUCAUAUGCUGAAACCAUGUCCAGGUCGAACAGUGUGAGUCCACCGGGCGUGGGAGCGCCGGUCCUGAGGGGAGGACACGAGCACAGAUCGGCCUGGGCCGAAGCCGAGGCCCUCGCUAACGGAUGUCCAUACUCGGCUAGGGCGAACAGAAAGCUAACGCGCACCAGCAGCCGCUGGAGGAGGGAGGAGGAAGAAGAGGAGGAGGAGGAGGAGAAGAGGAUCGCCGAGCGCCAGGCGGGACGCACGAGCUCCGUGGUGGCCCGGGUCAGUUUUAGGUCCAAGUCUGCGUGGCAGGACAGCGGCGGCAAGCAUGAGCGCUCCUCGCCGCGUCACGGCAAUGAAGAAGUGAGACCCAAAUCGGUGGAGCUGGGCUUGGAGGACCGGACGAGGACCAAGUGCAGGGCGGAGGACGAGGCGCUCUCGCCCGACGUCGCCUUCUCCUUUGGCGCAUGCUGCCGCGGCGCCAUGCACGUCUUCAAGUCCAAAAAGUUCCAGUCUGAGAAGCUGGAGAGGCUCUACCAGCGCUACUUUUUCCGCCUGAACCAGAGCUCGCUGACCAUGCUAAUGGCCGUGCUGGUGAUCGUGUGCGUCGUCAUGCUCGGCUUCCACUGCGCCGCGGGGCCGUACCACCUCUCCUACGUGCUCGUGUUUUCAGCGGCCAUCACACUCGUGCUCGCGCUGAUGGCGGCGUGCAACCGCACUGGUUUCCAUCAGGACCACAUGUGGGUGGUGUGCUACGUGGUGAUCGCGGCGGUGAUGCUGGUGCAGGCGGUCGGCGUGGUGCUGGUGCAGCCGCGCAGCGCCUCCGAGGGCGUCUGGUGGACCGUGUUCUUCAUCCACGUCGUGUACACGCUGCUGCCCGUGAGGAUGCGCGCUGCUGUCAUCACCGGACUCACGCUCGCCGCCAUCCACGUGCUGGGCUCCUGGAAGCUCAACGAGUCGGACCCGUUCCUGUGGAAACAGCUCGUGGCCAACGUGCUGAUCUUCUCCUGCACCAACAUAGUAGGUGUGUGUACACACUACCCGGCCGAGGGCUCGCAGAGACAGGCCUUCCAGGAGACCAGAGAAUGCAUUCAGGCUCGUCUGCACUCCCAGAGAGAAAACCAACAGCAGGAACGCCUCCUCCUCUCCGUGCUUCCCCGCCACGUUGCCAUGGAGAUGAAAGCUGACAUAAAUGCCAAGCAGGAGGAUAUGAUGUUUCACAAGAUCUACAUCCAGAAGCAUGACAAUGUGAGUAUCCUCUUUGCUGACAUCGAGGGAUUCACCAGUCUGGCGUCUCAAUGCACGGCACAGGAACUGGUCAUGACCCUGAACGAGCUGUUUGCAAGAUUCGACAAACUGGCUGCAGAGAAUCACUGUCUGCGGAUUAAAAUCUUAGGAGAUUGCUACUACUGCGUGUCAGGCUUGCCAGAGGCCCGCGCUGACCACGCUCACUGCUGUGUGGAGAUGGGAAUGGACAUGAUUGAGGCCAUCUCAUUGGUGAGGGAAGUCACUGGUGUCAACGUGAACAUGCGAGUGGGGAUCCAUAGCGGCAGAGUCCACUGUGGGGUCUUGGGUUUGAGAAAGUGGCAGUUUGAUGUCUGGUCCAAUGACGUUACUCUGGCAAAUCAUAUGGAGGCAGGUGGAAAAGCAGGCCGUAUCCACAUAACUAAAGCUACUUUGAACUAUCUGAAUGGUGACUAUGAUGUGGAGCCUGGCUUUGGUGGAGAACGGAACAUCUAUCUGAGGAAGCACAACAUUGAAACAUUCCUCAUAGUGGGAUGCAGCCAGAAAAGGAAAGAAGAAAAGGCCAUGAUUGCCAAGAUGAAUCGGCAGCGGGCAAAUAGCAUCACUCACAACAGUUCCCACUGGACCGACCGGCCGUUUUAUAACCACCUGGGGGGCAACCAGGUCUCCAAAGAAAUGAAAAGAAUGGGAUUUGAAGACCCCAAGGACAAACAUUUCAUUUUCAGAAAUACUCAGGAAAACCUGAACCCUGAGGAUGAAGUGGACGAGUUUUUGGGCCGGGCCAUUGACGCUCGCAGCAUCGACCGCCUGCGCUCUGAGCAUGUCAAGAAAUUCCUGCUGACCUUCCGUGAGCCUGACCUGGAAAAGAAGUAUUCGAAGCAGGUGGAUACCCGAUUCGGAGCAUACGUAGCCUGUGCCAUUCUCGUCUUCGUUUUCAUCUGCUUCAUUCAACUUGUAGUCGUACCAUCCUCCAGCCUGAUGAUUGGAUUCUAUGUGUCAUGUUUCAUUGUUCUCAUGGUCGUUAUGUUCGUCUCAGUCAUUUACUCCUGUUUUGGGCUUUUCCCAGUGCCCCUGCAGCACCUGUCCAAAAGUAUAGUCCAGUCCAGACUCAACAGCACUCUGGUGGGCAUCAUUACCAUCGUGCUGGUCUUCCUUUCAGCCUUCAUAAACAUUUUCACAUGCAGCAGUGAUGAUCUUAAGUUGUGUUUGAGCGAAGAGUUUAACAUCAGCAUCAAUGCGGUGAACGCCUGCCAUGUGUGGAGGUCUGCCUUCAACUACUCGCUGUCAUCCCAGAACCCCCUGUGCAACAGCUCCUCACCUACCUGCAACUUCCCAGAGUAUUUCUCUUCAUGUGUACUGCUCAGUCUGCUGGCAUGCUCUGUGUUCCUGCAAGUGAGCAGCAUCGGGAAGCUCUUUCUCAUGCUCUUUAUUGAGAUUCUUUACAUCCUCAUCAUGGAGGUGCCGGAGGUCAACCUUUUUGACAACGUGGACCUGUUGGUGAUGGCCAACUCCAUUACGAACAGCACAGAAACAAGUUGUGGGACAGAGAGGGUUCCGCUGAAGAUCAUGACCCCAGUGGUCAUUACAGUUUUCGUGCUAGCUCUCUACUUACACGCCCAGCAAGUGGAAUCCACUGCCAGACUGGACUUCCUGUGGAAGUUACAGGCCACAGAAGAAAAAGAAGAAAUGGAAGAGCUUCAGGCGUACAAUCGCCGCCUCCUACACAACAUCCUCCCUAAAGAUGUGGCCGCUCAUUUCCUGGCUCGGGAGCGAAGAAAUGACGAGCUCUACUACCAGUCGUGCGAGUGUGUGGCCGUCAUGUUCGCCUCUAUCAGCAAUUUCUCAGAGUUCUACGUCGAGCUGGAAGCCAACAACGAGGGCGUAGAGUGUCUGAGGCUUCUCAACGAGAUCAUUGCUGACUUCGAUGAGAUCAUCAGCGAGGACCAGUUUCGUCAGCUGGAGAAAAUUAAGACUAUCGGGAGCACGUAUAUGGCCGCGUCUGGCCUGAACGACUCCACCUAUGAUAAGGUCGGCCGCUCGCACAUUCGAGCUCUGGCUGACUACGCCAUGCGUCUUAUGGACCAGAUGAAGUACAUCAACGAGCACUCCUUUAAUAACUUCAAAAUGAAGAUUGGGCUAAACAUGGGUCCAGUUGUGGCUGGAGUAAUUGGCGCUCGUAAACCCCAGUACGACAUUUGGGGCAACACAGUGAACGUAGCCAGUCGGAUGGACAGCACAGGAGUUCCUGAAAGAAUACAGGUUACGAGUGACCUCUACCAGGUCCUCCAUUCCUAUAACUAUUCUCUGGAAUGCAGAGGAGUUGUCAAAGUCAAAGGAAAGGGAGAAAUGAUGACAUACUUCCUGAACGGUGGACCGAGCAGCAGUUAACAGAAACCUGUAUCUUAUAGCCAUGACACUAAAAACAUACAGUGACUCGAUGUGUUAAUAGAAAGCACGGUGCUGAGCAUCGGGGUCUCUUUCCUCUGUCGAUAGGGACAAAGGAAUUGUUUAAAGAUGGCCCUUGGAGCAUUUUGACCUUUCCAAAUGUUAAAGCCUAAAUAGAGGCUUUUCCUCUAGGAUGAAGGUCAACAUGACCUCGAGAAGUGAAGGUACGGGAACGUCUGUCCAUAACCACUGAAAUCUCAUCAUUAGAAGAGACCAAAGAAAAGCGAAAGAAUCUCAGAAAUGCAAAGCAGUUCACCUGUGCGGACUUUUCUCCUUGUGGGAGAGGGCUGAGACUCGGACCCGGACUAGAGGUCGUCCUGAGAAUGACCUAACUGUCUGACGUCACUGAAUUUGAAAAGAUGUUUUGUUCUGUAUAUGAUGCAUCUAUGAUCUUCGGGAAGCAAUCUAUGUUCUCCCAGUCUCCUUAUCCUCAAACACUGUUGAGCUAAAAAUGCUGAUGCAGCAACAGCAUAUUCAACAUCUCUCUCUCUCUCUCUCUCUCUCUCUCUCUCUCUCUCUCUCUCUCUCGUACGGUGCUGGACAGU